Theobroma cacao (cacao) is the source of this 2251-nucleotide messenger RNA. Its product is annotated as zinc finger protein-like protein. Gene Ontology annotation, biological process: ERAD pathway. Gene Ontology annotation, molecular function: protein binding. The record is from RefSeq and is a predicted model, not a curated record. NCBI's taxonomy places the organism in Eukaryota, Viridiplantae, Streptophyta, Magnoliopsida, Malvales, Malvaceae.
GCAAACUCAGCCAACCAAGAAACUAAACUGCUUCACCAAAAUCCUGAACAGGAGGAAGAAAAUCGGCAGCCAUGGCGAGUGAGAUUCUUCCCGUCACCUCUGCGGCCACGAGCUUACUAGAAAAACGACAGCGUUCAAUAUUUGACCUCCCACCCUACUUCUUCGAUUCUUGUCGCUUACUUUCUCCUUCUUUAACUUCAGACUUUGAGUCACUCUCAAUUUCUGAGAACUCUUCUCUAGAAAGCCAAAACAACGCUGACGAUGGGGAAGAAAAGAGUUCCGUGAUAGGCGUCGCUGUGCCUAGAUGGACUUGCAACACCUGCAAGGCUGAGUUUGACUCUCUCCAGGAUCAGCGCUCCCACUUCAAAUCAGACGUUCAUCGUUUCAACGUAAAAUUAAGCAUUGCUGGAAAGGAUAUUGUAAAGGAAGAAGAUUUUGAUGAGUUGACUACGCAGUCUUUCAAAGACUAUGAGGUUUCGAGUAUUUCAGGAUCUGAGGAUGAAGCUGACAGGGUAGCGUAUCUGCGCAAUUGUGCUCACAGGGGAUCAGUUGAAAAUAUUAGGCAGAAGCUGUUUAUCCGACUUCAAACGGGAGAGAGAAUUUCAGUUUGGAAGUCAUUAAUUAUGAACGAGUUGGAAAGUAUUUCAUAUGAGAAUGAUAAAGAAGAAUGGAAUGAAAAUGGUGGGUGUUUGAGAGAAAAUGAGGUGAUUGAGAGAUUGAAAACUUCGAUUCAAGAGGCUAGAGAUAAUACACGUUUAAGGAUUGUGUUGCUUUCAAGUGGUGGGCACUUUGCUGGCUGUGUCUUUGACGGUAACUCAGUUGUAGCUCACAAAACAUUCCACAGAUAUGUGGUGAGGGCCAAGGCUGGUAAGAAACAGUCAUCAAAAGAUGCAACUGGGAAGGCCGCACAUUCUGCUGGAGCUGCACUCCGGCGGCAUAAUGAACUUGCAUUGAAGAAGGAAAUUCAAGAGCUGCUUGCUUCUUGGAAGCCUUAUUUCGAUGCUUCCUCUUGUGUUUUCAUUCAUGCUCCUUCGACCAAUCAUCAUGUGCUUUUUAAUGGGGAUAAACCUUAUUUCAGUCACCAGUUCUGUGCUGUUCGAAAUGUUCCAUUGACUGUUCGUAGGCCCACCUUAAAGGAAGCCAAGCGUAUAUAUAACCAGCUUACGCAUAUUGCUUAUGAAGAGGAGGAGAAGGAAAUUCCACCAGGCACCAAAGAAGAUGUGUUGUUAAGUGGGAGCACCAUCGGUAAUGGCAAGCAAGACUCCUGCAAAGAGGGUUUAGGCUGUAGGGAUGCUUCUGAAAAUCCUUCAAUCAAUGUAAAAUCUGAUGUUAUAUCAAGCGAGAGUGAUAGUGAAGUAGUUUAUACCUCAACACCUUUGCAUGAAGCAGCACAAUCUGGAAAUGCGCAAAAAGUGUUGGAACUCUUAGAGGAGGGUUUAGAUCCUUGUAUUAAAGAUCAAAGAGGGCGAACCCCAUACAUGCUGGCCAACGAGAAGGAAGUCAGGAAUACUUUUAGACGGUUCAUGGCCUCAAACCUCGAUAAGUGGGAUUGGAAUGCUGCUAAAGUACCUAGUGCCCUAACUAAAGAAAUGGAGGAAUCUCAAGCGUCUAAGCAGGCAGAGAAAGAUGCUAAGAGGAAAGCAAGAGCAAAGGAACUAAAGAAAUUGCGUAGAGCCAAAGAAAAGAAAGCUCAGGCUGAGGCUGCCCAAUCCCAGAAUACUGCCGCAAUUUCACACAACAGGGCCACCGUACCAUCAGUUGUAAAGGGACAAUCUCAAACUGUUGGUGGAUCAUGGAUCUCUAAAGAGGAGGAACUGAAGAGAGCACAGGCUGUUGAGAGGGAAAAGAGAGCUGCUGCUGCUGAGAGGAGGAUAGCUGAAGCAGCAGCUGCUGCUGCCCGCGAUGCUCAAGGCAGUAGCACAACCGUUGGAUCAAGUACUUCACGACCCAAAAGUGGAGAAGCUGGUGAUAUUAACUGCUCCUGUUGUAAUACAUCAUUGGCUGGAAAAGUUCCCUUUCACAGGUAUAAUUACAAGUAUUGCAGCACAUCAUGCAUGCAUGUUCACAGAGAGAUUCUUGAAGAUGGAUAACUUCAGCAGUUGAAGUCAUAACUAUAUAAAUUUUUUAUUCCAACUUAGACAUAGUUGAAAUUUUCUUUAUUUUUUGAUUAUUGUGUCAUAUUUUCCAUAUUCACUUACAAAUGGAGUACGAAGUAUAAUAUAUACAUUGCUAGACAAAAUCUUUUCCUUUU